AUGCUGCGACUGGGAAUGCUGCAACCACAACUGGAAAUGCAGCGACUGGCAACGCAGCAACCAACAGCAGGGAACGCAGUGACAGGCAAUGCUGCAACCACAACUGGAAAUGCAGCGACUGGCAACGCAGCAACUGCCAAUGCUGCGACUGGCAACGGCGCAACCACAGCAGUGAAUGCAGCAACUGGCAAUGCUGCGACUGGCAACGCUGCAACCACAGCAGGGAACGCAGUGACUGGCAAUGCUGCAACCACAACUGGAAAUGCAGCGACUGGCAACGCAGCAACUGGCAACGCUGCGACUGGCAACGGCGCAACCACAGCAGUGAAUGCAGCAACUGGCAAUGCUGCGACUGGCAACGCUGCAACCACAGCAGGGAACGCAGUGACUGGCAAUGCUGCAACCACAACUGGAAAUGCAGCGACUGGCAACGCAGCAACUGCCAAUGCUGCGACUGGCAACGGCGCAACCACAGCAGUGAAUGCAGCAACUGGCAAUGCUGCGACUGGCAACGCUGCAACCACAGCAGGGAACGCAGUGACUGGCAAUGCUGCAACCACAACUGGAAAUGCAGCGACUGGCAACGCAGCAACUGGCAACGCUGCGACUGGCAACGGCGCAACCACAGCAGUGAAUGCAGCAACUGGCAAUGCUGCGACUGGCAACGCUGCAACCACAGCAGGGAACGCAGUGACUGGCAAUGCUGCAACCACAACUGGAAAUGCAGCGACUGGCAACGCAGCAACUGGCAACGCUGCGACUGGCAACGGCGCAACCACAGCAGUGAAUGCAGCAACUGGCAAUGCUGCGACUGGCAACGCUGCAACCACAGCAGGGAACGCAGUGACUGGCAAUGCUGCAACCACAACUGGAAAUGCAGCGACUGGCAACGCAGCAGCAACUGCCAAUGCUGCGACUGGCAACGGCGCAACCACAGCAGUGAAUGCAGCAACUGGAAAUGCUGCGACUGGCAACGCUGCAACCACAGCAGGGAACGCAGUGACUGGGAAUGCUGCAACCACAACUGGAAAUGCAGCGACUGGCAACGCUGCAACCACAGCAGGUAAUGCAGCAACUGCCAAUGCUGCGACUGGCAACGCCGCAACCACAGCAGGGAACGCAGUGACUGGCAAUGCAGCAACCACACCUGGAAAUGCAGCGACUGGCAAUGCUGUGACGGGCAAUGCUGCAACCACAACUGGAAAUGCAGCGACUGGCAACGCAGCAACUGGCAAUGCCGCAACCACGGCAGGGAAUGCAGGAACUGGCAAUGGUGCAACCACAGCUCGCAACGCAGCGACUGGCAACGCCGCAACCACAGCAGUGAAUGCAGCGACUGGCAACCCUGCAACCACAGCAGGGAACCCAGUGACUGGCAAUGCAGGAACCACAGGAGCGAAUGCAGCGACUGGCAACGCAGCAACUGGCAUUACUGCGACUGGCAACGCCGCAACCACAGCAGUGAAUGCAGCGACUGGCAACGCCGCAACCACAGCAGGGAACCCAGCGACUGGUAAUGCAGGAACCACAGGAGGGAAUGCAGCGACUGGCAACGCAGCAACUGGCAGCGUCAUGACUACCAACGCUGCCAUCACAGCUGGCAGGACUGACAACACUGCAGCCACAAUGACAGCAGCGGCGACAAACACCGCAGUUGCGUCCACCCACGUGGGCAGCAUCCUCACAUGUCACCUCGCUGUGGCAUUUCUUAAACUCUACGCAAUAUAAAUCUGCUGUUAGUUGAAUUGAAAAUGUCACAAAACACACACGUUGACAAGUUAGAACAAAGAUCUGGAUGACACUGUGUGUUUAAAGGUUUUUUUUUUUUUUAAAAAAGGCAAAACAAUCUCAGUUUUCUAUUUUCUUAACACGUCAAAGCUAAUCUGCGUGCAAGUAUUUUUAUUUUGCUUCUGCAGCCACUUGUGAAUAGAUGCGCGAUUCUGAGCGUUCGGAAAUGCAAAUAUUGUACAGUUGACGUAAUUUAUUUCAAAAUGCAGAAUAAACUCGUGCGCCAUUUUCAAAUGAAACCAUUUUCAUCACCCGCCUCGUUGAUUUCUUGAUUGCGUUUGUCGCGGGACGUCUUUCGUCGCACCGAGCUACAACUGAAAUUGCAGCGUAUGUGCCAAACUUUUCCUUUUUUAAUUGAGCCUUCAGCUAUGUUGCGCAUUAGCAUCGAGGACAGCGACGUGGCUACGAUGUCCUGUGUCACAGGAAGCUCCAAUUGCGGUUAUUGCCAAACACAUUCACUUUUCCUGUAUUAUCUUACGGUGGCCAUUUUCAGGUGCCUCCAGAGAUGCUCGGUUGGGUUUAAGUCAGGGCUCUGGCUGGGCCAUUCAAGUCACGGAGUUGCUCUGAAGCCACUCAGCUGCGUGGUUAGGGUCAUUUGUCUUUUAAGUUGAACCUUCAGGCCAGUCCGGCGUCCUGAGCACCCCGGAGGUUUUCAUCUCAU
This is a messenger RNA of Syngnathoides biaculeatus (alligator pipefish), 2449 nucleotides long. RefSeq names its product circumsporozoite protein-like. The transcript has a single exon. Lineage: Eukaryota; Metazoa; Chordata; Actinopteri; Syngnathiformes; Syngnathidae. Bases 1 to 1728 code for a protein of 575 amino acids. The record is from RefSeq and is a predicted model, not a curated record.